AUGGCUAUACGAACCCCAGAAAAUAUUCAGAGGGUGCAAGAGGCUGCACAGGUGCACACAGAGGCCAACCGGAAUGCCGGACAUCGAUCCUUCCUGUCCUUGCCCCUAGGAGGACUCACGUCAGACACGUGGAAAGAACAUACGGAAUACUUCUUCAUUUUUGGGCUCCUCUUCCUCAUUCAGCUGGAAUAUAUAAACGUGAAGGGGAACGUCGGGGGCCAUUCUCAGCUGGCCAUGCAUUUGCAGUACCACGAGCCGGGAGUCUACAUCUUCAAGAUUCUACUUGACAAGGGCAUAAUUAACAACAUCGUCCACGAUGGAAUGAAGAACGAGGAGUUCGAAGAGCAGAUGUUAGACGACCUGGUCGUAAUCCUAUGCUACAUAUUCACAAACGUCAGCAUUCCAGAUUUCUGGAAAUCAUGCAUCGAGAAAAAAAGGAAACUGAAGAAGUGGAACUCACAUGUUUUUCUUCCAAAACUCGACCCCAAAGUCAAGAAUGUCAUUGAGGAGUAUGAAUCGAUGGUCAGGGAGACGUUUCGAUUCUCCUUGGCUUUCUGCUCCAAAGAUAUAAAAAAGCGACACGGAGAAGAAUGUAGACUUCCCUUGUCUGGGAUUGAAUUUCCAGGCAUUGCGACAUCAUCCGCCCCACCCGUAGGGAGCUUGGAGUUUAGGUUGAAGGAAUCUGCUUUGAAGGUGAAGAUUGUUUCUCGUUUUUCGGCUCUCAGUGACGUCACGGACGAAGACCUCAUCCCCAACCGACACGUCAUCCCUGACAUCAGAAUUGAGGCUUUCACGCCGAUAGAAGUUCUGCCACUCACGAAACCAUGGCAGCGACUCAAUGGCUACGCCUGGGACUUCUACCGACACGGUAUCUAUAAAUGCAUCGAGACAGAAAACAGGAUAAGGGCUGGAGAAGCCUACAAUUUAUUGGAAGACUUUCGAUUCCUGCUUUGUGCCAUCACUACAAGCCUUGAAGUGCUGGACUGGGAUGAAAAA
Messenger RNA from Darwinula stevensoni, 996 nucleotides. The record is from the annotation of a GenBank genome assembly. Lineage: Eukaryota; Metazoa; Arthropoda; Ostracoda; Podocopida; Darwinulidae.